Funneliformis caledonium is the source of this 1260-nucleotide messenger RNA. Lineage: Eukaryota; Fungi; Glomeromycota; Glomeromycetes; Glomerales; Glomeraceae. The record is from the annotation of a GenBank genome assembly.
AUGACUCAACUAGGUUUCUCAAAUCCUGAUUGUCUUAGAGAUUUAUAUAUGGCAUCAGAGGAUGAUGCUCCCAAGUACUUACCACCCGACAGUAUUGCUAUUAAAUUUUUCGGAAACGGACUGCCUUUAUCGAAUGGCGACAAAUGGCGAACUCAUAGAAAAUUAGCUACUCCAGCAUUCAAUAAAGCGUUGUCUCCUGAAAUUGUCGGGGAAACUGUAUAUGAACAAUUUGAUUUUAUACAACAACAUUCAAGUGGACACAUUGAUUUAUUUGAACUCAUGCAACGUACCACGAUCGAAGUGUUUGGAAAAUUGGCUUUUGGAUAUCAAUUUGGUGCAAAAUCUGGUCGACGUCUCGUAUUUCCAUUAUUAAAUAAAUUACCAACAGAAGAAAAUCGAAAAUUCUUCAAAGCUAUUGAUGAAUUUGAUGAGUUCAUUUAUGAUAUUAUUAUGGAAAAGAGAAAUGCAAUCGAAAAUAAGAAAGGUUCCGAGAAUGGUCGGAUUGACUUGGUAACAAGUAUGAUAGAGCUUAGCAAUCGGGAAGGAAUUAGUACCGAUUUAAAACAAUUAAGAGAUGAGAUGGCGAAUUUUUUCGUUGCAGGCCACGACACAACUUCAAUGGGGUUAAAUACCUCAUUCUACUUUCUUGCAAAAUAUCCGGAAAUGCAAGAAAGAGCACGAAAAGAGGUAAUUAAAAUACUUGGAAACGAACCGAUCAUACCUACUUCGGAACAAUUAGAGAAAAUGAAAUAUCUCAUUGCAAUAAUUAAAGAAUCCUUACGAAUUUAUCCGCCAGCAACAUUAAUUAUCCCUCGAAAACUAGCAAAGCCCCUUAAAAUUGGUUCUCAUGUCGUACCAGCAAACGUUAUAUGUUCUGCCAAUCUUUGGCAAAUUCAUCAUAACCCAAAAUACUGGAAAAAUCCCAAACAAUAUAACCCGGACAGGUUUUUAAAUGGUGAAAAAAUACACCCAUUUUCUUGGAUUCCAUUUUCCACUGGACCUCGAAACUGGCAUGUACCACUAUUAAUAAACAAUUCGUUUAAUGUACCGUUAUCCCAUCAGUUAAUCUCGUUUAAAUUUUGUAGUAUCGGUCAAAAUUUUACUUUGAUGGAACAAAAAGUUAUUCUUUCAAUGUGCUUGCUCAAGUAUAAAUGGACUCUUCCUGAAAAUAGCAUUCAUAAGGAGAAAUUGAUGCUUGAGCCUAGUUUUUUAUUAAGGCCGAUUGAUUUAAAAAUUGUAUUUACUGAAAGGAACUCGUAG